Molecule: messenger RNA, 1398 nt
Organism: Plasmodium fragile
Lineage: Eukaryota; Apicomplexa; Aconoidasida; Haemosporida; Plasmodiidae
Exons: 1
Coding region: 1-1398 (465 amino acids)
Molecular function (GO): protein binding; RNA binding
Source: RefSeq, a predicted model, not a curated record
AUGAGUGAAGAAAUCCCGAAUUCAACAAUCGAUGGAGUUCCCAACGAUAGACUACAUAUACAAAACAUCCCUCCUCACCUGACGGAGUCGCACCUAAGAAACUUAUUUGGAAACGCAGGCUAUGUGAUAACAGAUGUGUGUUAUUUUAAUAAAAACAGAAAACAAUCAAACAAUGGUUUUAUGAACAGGAAGGUCUACAACACUGCGCUAAUUACGUUUAGCACACACGAGGAGGCUUUAAGUGUCUUGAGGAACAUCAAGAGCAUGAUUGACACGAACAAUCAGGACAAGAGUAUCGAGGCCAAGUUCGCCGUCCCCAAUGUGAAUAAUAAUUCUGGUGCAAAGAAUAGUAGUAGUGGCCAUGGCGCUGGGGGAAGUGGUGGAGGAGGUGGUCCACAUGGUCCAUUUGGAAACAGCAACUUCCAAAAGAGCUUUAACAAUAACGACGAUUUUAACAGCGGCGGAAUGAACAGCUACAAUUUUUUUAACAGUUCAGGAAAUGUGCAAGGAAAUUUGGCCACCAGGAAUAUGAUGAAGGGGAAGAACCCUAAUAAUGGAAUGAUGAUGAUGAUGAUGAAUAAUGCGAACAACACGAGUGGCAUGAACGGAGUGCUUGGUCCAAAUGACCGUCCUAUGAAUGGAGGCAUGUUUAAUCAGAAAAAUAAUUUUAUGAUGAGCAAUCCAAAUUUGGGUACUGGGAAAAGCAUGCCUGAAAUGGUGAAGGGCGAUGGACAGUUUCCUCCCCCCGGAGGGAACCCUAAUAUGGGGAAUAUGCACAAUGUGGGGGCCGUUAGUGGGGUUGGCUCUGUUGGUGGUGUGAACCCUAUGAACGGUUUGCAUAACGAGGGGGGUGGAAGCGGAAGCCACGGGAACGCACACGGAGCAAGUAGCACCCCUGCCAUGUUCAGGCAAAUGCAAAGCAACAACAAUGGAAAUGCCUUCCAGCCGAGCGAUUUCGUAAUGGAAGAAUGCAACGAAAAUAUUGAAGGCUUAAGUCUGUGGGAAAUUUACAAAGAUAAAAAUAACAACACCUAUUAUUUUAAUACCCUUACGAAGCAUAGCCAAUGGAACAAACCCAUUCACCCAAAUAAAUUGUUUCACUUUAAUAACAAUGAUAAAACGAAGUUGAAUGGUCCUAAUGGAAGCAAUUUAUUUAUUUUCCACAUACCAAGUGAAUGGACUGACAUGGACUUAUUUCAGCACUUUUGUUGCUUUGGCAAUAUCAUAUCUUCAAAAAUUCAGAGGGAUAAUACGGGGAGGAACUCUGGGUUUGGCUUUGUGAGCUACGACAAUAUCCUGAGUGCCCAGCAUGCCAUUCAGUUCAUGAAUGGGUACUUUGUGAAUAAUAAGUAUUUGAAGGUGCAGCUGAAGAAGGGCGAGGCCGCGGAGAAGGCAUAG